Messenger RNA from Neoarthrinium moseri, 748 nucleotides. RefSeq lists its product as uncharacterized. The annotation marks the transcript as partial. The record is from RefSeq and is a predicted model, not a curated record. Gene Ontology annotation, molecular function: protein binding. The transcript has a single exon. Lineage: Eukaryota; Fungi; Ascomycota; Sordariomycetes; Amphisphaeriales; Apiosporaceae.
UAUCGGCGACGCCGUGGCUAACUCCAACUACUUCUCCAGGCUCGACCCGUCUCAGCGCCUGCGACGGGCUGUCCAUGCGAACGACUCCCUCCUUGUACAGCGCAUCCUCAAAUCCCACCCGAAACUCAUCCACAAUCCCGACACGUCGCCCAACGGCCUCUCUAACUCGAACCUGCACCUUGCUGCCAGCCUGGGCCACCUUGAUAUCUGCCGGGUGCUGGUCGCGAACGGACACGAGGAUCCUACGCCUGCCCUCAACGAAAACCACCAGACGGCCCUCAUGCUGGCUGCUGCGGCGGGCCACACAGAGGUGGUGCAUUUCCUCUCCGAGACCAACCCAUCCUCCAUUCCUCGCCGCGAUAUCCGGGGACGCGAUGCCGUUAUGGAAGCCAGCCUCGGCGGCCACGACACGGUACUUCAGAUCCUGCUCACUUUUGCCCCCAACGGAGCAGCUGCGGCCGUCCAGGCGUCGGACGUGGACGGCAAUACGUCGCUCCACUUUGCCAGCAGCAACGGGAACCUGCUCGUACUCCGAACCCUCCUGGCCGCCGGCGCCGAUGCUGAGAAGAGGAACAUCUGGAGCUGGAAGGCUGUCGCCUAUAGUGCUACUGUGCAGGCCGAAGUGUACCUGAAGAACCUGGUAGUCGAUAUUGAGAAGAGGAGGAGAGCCAAGAGCGACGCCGAUGACACAACCAGAAAGAUUGCCGCUGUCCGCAUGGUUGAUCCAGAUGCUGCUGCGGGAGACUGA